AUGUCAGGCUACAACACUGCCACCUGGGAGAUGUCAGGCUACAACACUGCCACCUGGAUGUCAGGCUACAACACUGCCACCUGGGAGAUGUCAGGCUACAACACUGCCACCUGGGAGAUGUCAGGCUACAACACUGCCACCUGGGAGAUGUCAGGCUACAACAUUGCCACCUGGAUGUCAGGCUACAACACUGCCACCUGGGAGAUGUCAGGCUACAACACUGCCACCUGGAUGUCAGGCUACAACACUGCCACCUGGGAGAUGUCAGGCUACAACACUGCCACCUGGGAGAUGUCAGGCUACAACAUUGCCACCUGGGAGAUGUCAGGCUACAACAGUGCCACUUGGGAGAUGUCAGGCUACAACACUGCCACCUGGGAGAUGUCAGGCUACAACAUUGCCACCUGGAAGAUGUCAGGCUACAACACUGCCACCUGGGAGAUGUCAGGCUACAACACUGCCACCUGGGAGAUGUCAGGCUACAACAUUGCCACCUGGGAGAUGUCAGGCUACAACAGUGCCACCUGGGAGAUGUCAGGCUACAACAUUGCCACCUGGGAGAUGUCAGGCUACAACAGUGCCACUUGGGAGAUGUCAGGCUACAACAUUGCCACCUGGAAGAUGUCAGGCUACAACACUGCCACCUGGGAGAUGUCAGGCUACAACACUGCCACCUGGGAGAUGUCAGGCUACAACAUUGCCACCUGGAAGAUGUCAGGCUACAACACUGCCACCUGGGAGAUGUCAGGCUACAACACUGCCACCUGGGAGAUGUCAGGCUACAACAUUGCCACCUGGAAGAUGUCAGGCUACAACAGUGCCACUUGGAAGAUGUCAGGCUACAACAGUGCCACUUGGGAGAUGUCAGGCUACAACAGUGCCACCUGGAAGAUGUCAGGCUACAACAUUGCCACCUGGAAGAUGUCAGGCUACAACAGUGCCACUUGGGAGAUGUCAGGCUACAACAGUGCCACCUGGAAGAUGUCAGGCUACAACACUGCCACCUGGGAGAUGUCAGGCUACAACACUGCCACCUGGGAGAUGUCAGGCUACAACACUGCCACCUGGGAGAUGUCAGGCUACAACACUGCCACCUGGGAGAUGUCAGGCUACAACACUGCCACCUGGGAGAUGUCAGGCUACAACAGUGCCACUAUGGAGAUGUCAGGCUACAACAUUGCCACCUGGGAGAUGUCAGGCUACAACACUGCCACCUGGGAGAUGUCAGGCUACAACACUGCCACCUGGGAGAUGUCAGACUACAACACUGCCACCUGGGAGAUGUCAGGCUACAACACUGCCACCUGGGAGAUGUCAGGCUACAACACUGCCACCUGGGAAAUGUCAGACUACAACAUUGCCACCUGGGAGAUGGAAGCACACGAGAAAGUAUCAUGGCGCCGCAAAGUGAAAACUGGCGCAAAAAUUGGAAGAGAAAAAAAAUCAAGUCAACGGACACAAGCUCCAGCUGGCAUAACCUUUCAGCAAGCAGUCGAACAUGCCCGGCUGACAUAG
This is a messenger RNA of Biomphalaria glabrata, 1515 nucleotides long. RefSeq lists its product as uncharacterized. The transcript has a single exon. Lineage: Eukaryota; Metazoa; Mollusca; Gastropoda; Planorbidae. Bases 1 to 1515 code for a protein of 504 amino acids. The record is from RefSeq and is a predicted model, not a curated record.